Molecule: messenger RNA, 948 nt
Organism: Entamoeba dispar SAW760
Lineage: Eukaryota; Evosea; Mastigamoebida; Endamoebidae
Exons: 1
Coding region: 1-948 (315 amino acids)
Source: RefSeq, a predicted model, not a curated record
AUGGAAAAACCAGAAUUUAAUGAGAAUUUCCACAAUAAUAACUCAGAAGAAGUGCAACAUCCAGAGCAACAACAAUCUUCAGAACAAACUGAUGAAAACCCAAUAGAUAUAUCAGUAGUACCUGAUACUUGUAAUGAAGAAAGUACUCAAAGCGUAGAUGAAGUUCAAGCUAAUAUAAGUGAGGUUCAAAAUGAUAUCAAUAAAAAACUUCAAGAACUUUGCCAUCCGCCAGAAGAUAUUUCUCAAACCAAUGCUUCAAAAAUAAAAGAAGGAUAUUUAAACCUUGUCAAAAAGUUAAAUGGAUUAGUUAUUGAAUAUAAUAAAAAGACUAAUGGAAUGACAGAUGGAACUGAAAAAAGAAAAGGGGUUAUUGUUGUUGCUGAUCCAAAUGAAAGAUUUGUUAAUAUAUUUAAUGGUAAACCAUCAGAGUCAUUCUCAGAUACUCUUCGUAGUUAUAAUAUCAUAUUUCCACAUAUCGAGUAUUGUAAAAUACUAAAUUCAUCAAUGAAUACAUACAAACAACUUUUUGGACAGAAAGAUUUUGGUAUAUUUUGUGUUACUAAGUAUGGAAAUGUUUUUGGUAUAUUCUUUCAUUCUGUUAAAAUACUUAGAAACCAAACCUUUGUUUGUAAUAAAUCUGCUUUAUUCAUUAUAAGAAGAAAUGGAAUGAAAGAAUAUAUUCCAAUUGUAAGUAAAAGAGAAAGUGAUAUUUAUAUUGUAUUUGGGAAUGAUACUACUGAAGAUGAUUUAUUGAUAACAAUUACUAAUAAUAAUGGAUAUGGAAUACAAUUUUAUAAUAACACAGUUAGUAUUAUUGGUGAUAUUCGAAAUGUAUUUAAUGAAAUAGAAUAUAAUGGUAUGUUAUUAAAUAUAAAUGAUAACAAUGAAUAUCAAGAAGAAUUAAAUGAAUUAAACAUUAUGAAAAUUCAUUCAGAUGAUGAUGAUUAA